GUAUCAGGUACUGCUACUGCACACCUUCUCUGAUCGCUUUCUCUCUCACCUUAUCCUCUUCUCCUUCCCGGAUCCGAUCGCUUCAUAACGUUACUCCGUCUGUUCUCUGAUGAUCGGCAUCCCUAAUCUUCUUUUUCAGGUGAACGGAGGAUCUGGUCGUUACUCUCGGAUAUGACUUCAGCACAAGAUCCAUUCUAUGCAGUGAAAGGGGAGAUUCAGGAGUCCAUUGAUACACUGCAAGUUACUUUUCAUCAAUGGAAACAGACACCUUCAUACACAGGAGAGCACACUAACCUGACAAGAGAGCUACUUACCAGCUGUGAGAACAUAAAAUGGCAGGUUGAUAAAUUGGAGAAGGCAAUUGCAGAUUCUUCCAGAGAUCCUGCUUGGUAUGGACUUGAUCAUGUUGAGCUUGAGAAAAGUCAGAGAUGGACUGCCACCGCUCAUAAUCAGGUGGACGCUGUGAAGAGAAUUGUAGAGGCUGGAAAGGAAAAGCUGAAUCUGCUUAGCUCAGAUGUAAAAGGCGUGCAUAAAGAGCUGAUGCAAAUUCCAGAUGGCAAUACUUCUCAUGCUGAAGGAUCAAACCAAUACAAAAAAGAUUAUUGUGAUUUUAUUACCUCAGAAUCAGAUCAACAAAUACUCCUCAUCAAGAGACAAGACGAGGAGCUUGAUGAGCUUAGUGCUAGUGUCCAGAGAAUUGGAGACAUGGGGCUUACCAUUCACGAUGAACUCAUUGGGCAGGAAAUGAUAUUCGAUGAACUAGGCAAGGAAAUGGAUAUCACUUCAAGCAGGCUUGACUUUGUGAAGAGAAAAGUUGCAAUGCUGAUGAAGAAGACCGGCGCUAAGUGCCAAACCAUGAUGAUAGCGUUCUUAAUUGUACUCUUUAUACUUCUUUUUGUUUUGGUAUUCUUCACGUAAAGGAAACAAAGAAAAUAAAUUAUUACCAUCUUGUGCUUUUUGUACUCACUUUGAUACUUGAACAAAUUUUGCGGCUUUAUCAA
This is a messenger RNA of Zingiber officinale, 1001 nucleotides long. Its product is annotated as syntaxin-61-like. Gene Ontology annotation, molecular function: SNAP receptor activity; SNARE binding. The coding region runs from base 172 to 918 and encodes 248 amino acids. Gene Ontology annotation, cellular component: membrane; SNARE complex; endomembrane system. Gene Ontology annotation, biological process: Golgi vesicle transport; intracellular protein transport; vesicle fusion. Lineage: Eukaryota; Viridiplantae; Streptophyta; Magnoliopsida; Zingiberales; Zingiberaceae. The transcript has 8 exons. The record is from RefSeq and is a predicted model, not a curated record.